Iphiclides podalirius (scarce swallowtail) is the source of this 1854-nucleotide messenger RNA. The record is from the annotation of a GenBank genome assembly. NCBI's taxonomy places the organism in Eukaryota, Metazoa, Arthropoda, Insecta, Lepidoptera, Papilionidae.
AUGCUCAAGAAAAAGUAUGAAGGUGGUGUAUUAGAAAUGUUUUUAACGGAAAGUCAAAAACAUUACUACACCGCAAUGAAGAAGUUAGGCAGGAAAAAGCCACAAAAAGUAAUAAAAAGGCCAAGGAAUCAAUUUCUUGCCAUGUUCUACGACCUAUCAAAUUCACGACGUUUUGAAAUAGCAAUAUUCGUGCUCAUAUUUCUUAAUAUGCUCACGAUGGGUAUAGAGCACUACGAUCAACCACAUUCUGUGUUCUUCGUAUUAGAAGUUAGUAACGCGUUUUUCACAACCGUGUUUGGUUUAGAAGCUAUAGUCAAAAUAGUCGGCUUACGAUAUCAUUAUUUCACCGUACCAUGGAACGUGUUUGAUUUUCUCCUAGUUUUAGCGUCUAUCUUAGGCAUUGUUAUGGAGGACAUUAUGAUCGACCUCCCCAUAUCUCCCACACUGUUGCGAGUAGUUCGAGUAUUUCGAAUUGGGAGAAUCUUAAGACUGAUUAAAGCCGCUAAGGGUAUUAGGAAACUUCUCUUCGCUUUAGUAGUAUCUCUCCCAGCACUGUUUAACAUAGGUGCCUUGCUCGCUUUAAUUACAUUCAUAUAUGCCAUCAUUGGUAUGUCAGUGUUCGGUCAUGUAAAAGAGCAGGGUGCUUUAGAUGAUAUUGUCAACUUUCAAACGUUCGGUAGAAGUAUGCAGUUACUCUUUCGUCUUAUGACCUCAGCAGGUUGGAACGAUGUACUUGAAUCGCUUAUGAUCCAGCCACCUGAUUGUGAAUUGGGAGAUAUUGGUCACAGCAACGGCAAUUGCGGAAGCCCCCUAUUAGCCAUUACAUAUUUUACAUCUUUUAUUAUUAUAAGUUAUAUGAUUGUGAUAAACAUGUAUAUUGCCAUCAUACUAGAGAACUUCAAUCAAGCCCACCAAGAGGAAGAAAUUGGUAUCGUGGAAGACGAUCUUGAGAUGUUUUAUAUUAGAUGGUCCAAAUAUGAUCCACAUGCGACCCAAUUUAUAAGUUUUGCUCAACUAUCAGAUUUCAUAGCAUCUCUAGACCCCCCAUUAGGUCAUGUGGAGGAAACAGAAACAUUUAGGCAGCUUCAAGAACAAAUGGACAUAAAGUUUAAGAAACAAUUUCCAACCAGAAAAGAAUUAGAGAUAGUGUCUUCCACUAGGAUAUGGAAAAGAGAAGACAAGGCAGCCCGUACAAUACAAAGAACUUGGAGGGAGUACGUAAAACGUAAGAACCGAAGCCCUUCUAACGAAGAGGAGAGUACGAAAUGGUCACCAGGGGGCGGUUGGGGUGGCCGGCUAAGCGCCUUGCUGCACGUUCGAAGAGGAUCCCAUGCUUCCAGUAGGAAAUCUUCUAGAGCCUCGGACGCUUCAGACUUGAGUGAGCUUGGUGGAGCUUGGCUUAAUUUGCCACUUCUUUUACUACCCGGAGCCGCACCCGGUGAACAGGCAAGUGGUUCCGACUCCGCACCUCCACGACGGAGAUCAGCUUAUGGCUUGCCCCUAUUUCUUCGCCAUCAAGACGCCGUCGAUGAAGAUGUCGGGCCCAAACGUGCAGAAAAGCAAAUUGAGAGCAGAAUAAAGGAGGAUCGCCAACCGCCAGCUCUGUUUCUUAGUUCACUUCGGAUAAUGUCGCGCCGGAACUCCGCGCGGCGGGCCACUACACCCGCGAGAGCGCGGACGCCCUCGCCCCACGCCAACAGCUCCGUCAGCAUCCUGGUGACGGAGGCCUCGCCAGAUGCCGCCCCGCCCCCCGCAGCGCCCCCCACAGUCGUCCGAGUGCUCGCCCCGCCCUCCGCAGCGCCCUCCACAGUCGUCCGAGUGCUAGUCCACCGCGAGAGUGACGAGCAGCCCAGC